Messenger RNA from Homarus americanus (American lobster), 771 nucleotides. RefSeq names its product translation initiation factor IF-2-like. Lineage: Eukaryota; Metazoa; Arthropoda; Malacostraca; Decapoda; Nephropidae. The transcript has a single exon. The record is from RefSeq and is a predicted model, not a curated record. Bases 1 to 771 code for a protein of 256 amino acids.
AUGGACAAGAACCAAUCAGUCCACGUCACGAUGGACAAGAACCAAUCAGUGCACGUCACGGUGAACAAGAACCAAUCAGUGCACGUCACGGUGAACAAGAACCAAUCAGUACACGUCACGGUGAACAGGAACCAGUCAGUCCACGUCAUGAUGGACAAGAACCAAUCAGUCCACGUUACGAUGAACAAGAACCAAUCACUUCACGUCACAGUGGACAAGAACCAGCCAAUCCACGUCAUGAUGGACAAGAACCAAUCAGUCCACGUAAUGAUGGACAAGAACCAAUCAGUCCACGUCACUGAACAAAAACCAAUCAGUCCACGUCACGAUGGACAAGAACCAGUGAGUCCACGUCACGAUGGACAAGAACCAAUCAGUACACGUCACGGUGAACAAGAACCAGCCAGUCCACGUCAUGAUGGACAAGAACCAAUCAGUCCACGUUACGAUGAACAAGAACCAAUCACUUUGCGUCACAGUGGACAAGAACCAGCCAGUCCACGUCAUGAUGGACAAGAACCAAUCAGUCCACGUCACAGUGGACAAGAACCAAUCAGUCCACGUUACGAUGAACAAGAACCAAUCACUUCACGUCACAGUGGACAAGAACCAGUCAGUCCACGUCACGAUGGACAAGAACCAAUCAGUCCACGUCACGAUGGACAAGAACCAAUCAGUACACGUCACGGUGAACAGGAACCAGUCAGUCCACGUCACGAUGGACAAGAACCAAUCAGUCCACGUUACGAUGAACAAGAACCAAUCACUUAA